Triticum aestivum (bread wheat) is the source of this 6270-nucleotide messenger RNA. RefSeq names its product disease resistance protein Pik-2. The record is from RefSeq and is a predicted model, not a curated record. Gene Ontology annotation, molecular function: ADP binding. NCBI's taxonomy places the organism in Eukaryota, Viridiplantae, Streptophyta, Magnoliopsida, Poales, Poaceae. The transcript is spliced from 2 exons. Bases 1 to 2841 code for a protein of 946 amino acids. Gene Ontology annotation, biological process: defense response to other organism.
AUGGAGGGUGCAAUCAUCAGCUUGACCGAGGGCGCCGUGCGAGGCCUCCUGUGCAAGCUCGGCGGCCUCCUCGCGCAGGAGAGCUGGCCGGUGCAGCGCCUCCACGGCGAGGUCCAGUACAUCAAGGACGAGCUCGAGAGCAUGACCGCCUUCCUCCGUAGUCUGGCCGAAUCGUCCGACGGCCACGACGACCAGGUCCGGGUCUGGGUGAAGCAGGUGAGGGAGAUCGCCUACGACGCCGAGGACUGCAUCGACGACUACGUCCGCGGCCGCCAGCCGUUCGACAGGGACGGCGGCGCCGUCAUGGCGUCCCUCCGCCGCUUUGUCCGUCUGCUCGCCACGCUAGGAUCAGGCGGUGGUGGUCGCCGUCACCGGCGCAUGGCGGCCCAGCUCCAAGAACUGAAGACUCGCGCCAGGGACGCCGGCGAGCGGCGUUCCAGGUACGGGGUGCUGCCGCCAAAGACGGCGCUCGGGCGUGCCAGCAGCCACGCGUCCAGCUCCGGCGUCUCCGGCCGCCUGGACCCGCGGCUGCACGCCCUCUUCACCGAGGAGGCGCAGCUGGUGGGCAUCGACGGGCCGAGGGACGAGCUCGUGGGCUGGCUGAUGGAGGACGACGCGCGGCUCCGGGUGCUCGCCGUCGUCGGGUUCGGUGGGCUCGGCAAGACCACGCUGGCGAGGAUGGUGUGCGAGAACCCGCGGGUGAAGAGCGCUGACUUUCAGUGCUCCCCGUUCCUCAUCGUGUCGCAGACGCUAAACGUCAGGGCGCUGUUCCUGCACAUGCUCAGGGAACUGAUCCAGCGGCCGCGCCUGGCUGCCGGCGACGAUACCAUGGAUGAUAGCUUGCACGGGGCGGAGAGCUGGGAAACGGCGCUGCUGGCCAACAAGCUCAAACUUUACCUGCAAGACAAAAGGUACAUUGUGAUUCUUGAUGACAUAUGGACUUCAUCAGCAUGGGAGAACAUCAGAUGUGUGUUUCCUGACAAUGAAAAAGGAAGCAGAAUUAUAGUGACCACCAGGAACGAGGAUGUCGCUAAUACAUGUUGUUGUCAUUCCCAAGAUCGGAUUUACAAAAUUCAACGCCUAUCUGAGAUUGCAUCACGUGAGCUAUUCUUCAAGAGGAUCUUUGGCUUAGUAGAUGGAUUGCCAAACAAUGAGUUGGAAGAAGUUUCAAAUGUCAUACUCAAGAAAUGUGGGGGGUUACCAUUAGCCAUAGUCAGCAUUGGUAGCCUUCUCGCUAGCAAACCAAACAGAACCAAACAAGAGUGGCAGAAGGUUUCUGAUAACUUGGGCUCUGAACUUGAAAUAAAUCCAACUCUGGAAGGGACAAAGCUAGUCUUAUCUUUGAGUUACAAUGAUCUGCCAUACCAUCUGAAGGCUUGCUUCUUGUAUCUAAGUAUCUUUCCUCAAAAUUAUGUGAUCAAGAGGGGACCUUUGGUGAGAAUGUGGAUAGCCGAAGGAUUUGUCACCGCAAAACAUGGACUUAGUAUGGAGGAGGUUGCUGAAAGAUACUUUGAUGAGUUCGUCGCCAGAAGCAUGGUGCAUCCUGUGAAAAUUGAUUGGAGUGGUAAGGUGAGAAGCUGUCGAGUUCAUGAUAUAAUGGUUGAAGUCAUCAUGUCCAAGUCACUUGAGGAGAACUUUGCAUCCUACUUCUGUGAAAAUGGAACCACACUGGAUUCCCAUGACAAAAUCCGGCGCCUCUUCUUCCAGAGCAGUAGCCACUUAGUGCAGAGAACAAGUGCUAGUGUAGCUCAUGUUCGCACAUUUAGAAUGUCACCUUCCAUGGAGGAAAUCCCAUUCUUCUUCGCACACUUGCGGCUGUUAAGAGUGUUGGAUAUGCAAGGCAGUAGCUGCUUGAGCAACAAGGAUUUAGACUGUAUCUGUAACUUUUUCCAACUGAAAUACCUAAGCCUCAGAAAUACCAGUAUUUCCAAAUUGCCGAGAUUCAUAGGUCAUCUAAAUUACUUGGAGACACUAGAUAUCAGAGAAACACUUAUCAAGAAGCUACCAAGUAGUGCCAAGAGCCUGGUACGUCUGAAGCAUUUGUUAGUUGGACAUAAGACACAUCUUACUAGGACAGGUAGUGUGAAGUCCUUCAGAAGAUCCUCUGGUCUAGAAAUGACACCUGGGGUUCUCAUGAACAUGGCAUCCCUUCAAUCAGUAUGCCAUAUAGAGAUAAAAAAGGACCCAUCAGUGUUCCAGGAGAUAAGCUUGUUAAGAAAUCUAAAGAAGCUGAAUGUUCUCUUCCAUGGGGUAGAGGUAAACUGGAAACCUUGUCUGGAAUCAUUAAGCAAUUUGCCAGGAUCUGUGCGCUCGCUUUCCAUUCAAAUAUUUGAUGGAGAUGGAAGCAUCUCAUCGGAGGAAAUGCUAUCUUCAGUGGAGUCACCCCCUCUCUUGGUUACAAGCUUUGGCCUGACGGGCAAGCUGGAGCGCUUGCCUCUGUGGGCAGCAUCACUUAGAAACGUCUCGACGUUUACUCUUCGCAACAACGGGCUCCACGCCGACGCCAUAGACGUCCUUGGAGACCUGCCAAGUCUGCUCUGCCUCAAGCUGUAUCACAAAUCAUAUGCCGAUGACUGCCUCAUAUUCCCGCAGGGUAAAUUUUUGAAAGUCAAGCUAUUGGUUAUUGACAACUUGGAGAACAUUGACAAGGUGUGCUUCAAGGAUGGUUCUGUGCCGUGUCUUGAAAGGCUUACAUUGUCAUUCCUACGGGAACCCAAGCACGGGAUCUCUGGUCUUGAGAACCUUCUGAAGCUGAAGGAGAUAGAGUUCUUUGGUAACAUCUAUUCCUAUCGGCCGUUGUUAGGAGCUAGGGUUCAGGCUCCUCUAGAUCGUAGGUGGUAGGGAAAGGAGGGAGCGGGGCGUGGGCUAGAACGCGGCGGCCGGCGGCGAGGCGCCGUCCUUGCGGCUGGGUGGCGGCGGCGCAGGAGAGAGAGAGCUAGGGUUUAGGGUUCCGGCUCCUCUGGGAGCCGGGCAAUAGAAUAGUCUUAUUGCUUAAUCCUCAAAAUAGUCUUACAACUUGUAUAUAUAAUCAUAAUCUGAAAAUAAACUAAGAUAACUUGGGCCUUAAGCCUGCCCAGUGGGCCCCCGGCGGCCAUAGACCUGGCCGGUCAUAACAUCUCUCCCCGCCUGCGCAAACAGCUCGUCCUCGAGCUGAAAGUCGGGGUAGUGCUGGCAGAACUCCUCGCGUUGCUCCCAAGUAGCGUCCUCCUCUGGUAGUCCAGCCCACCGAAUCAACACGUACUAGGAGCCUCAGCGCAGCUGAGCCUUCAGCGCCUUCUCUGGUGCAGGAAGGAGACGCCCGUCCGCGAGCGGCGGAAGCGCCGGUGGUGCCGCGGGUGGAUCGCCGCGGAAAGGCUUGAGCAGCCCGACAUGGAAGACAUCAUGGAUCCGUGCACCUGCCGGAAGCUGAAGACGGUACGCCACUUUGCCAAUGCGUUCCAGGAUAGCAAAGGGACCGGCAUAGCGAGGACCGAGCUUCUUCCUCGCGCGGGGGUCCAACGACUGCGUAGAGCGAUGAAGUAGACGCAGCCAGACCCAAUCACCCACCGCGAACUCCGCCUCACGAUGGUGGCCAUCAUAGUAUCAUUUGGCCAACUGCUGGGCCUGGAGGAGUCGUUGCUGGACCUCCGCGAGCAUCUCAUCACGGCUCCUCAAAAGAGCCCCGGCUGCCUCGGUCCGUGCCGAGGCUGGAUCAACCGGCAGAAUCGGCGGGGGCGGCCGGCCAUACACCACCUCAAAGGGCGUAGCACGGAGGGCGGAGUGCUAAGAGGUGUUGUAGCAGUACUCUGCCCACGAGAGCCAGUCCACCCAUGCGCGAGGGCGAUCACCUGUAACACAACGCAAAUACAUGGCAAUCACCUUGUUAACGAUCUCCGACUGGCCAUCUGUCUGAGGGUGGAAGGCGGUACUCAGGCGGAGCUUCACGCCUUCCAGUUGGAAGAGGUCGCGCCAUACAUGACCCGUGAACACAGGAUCUCGAUCACUGACGAUCGAAGAAGGAAACCCGUGGAGACGGACAAUGCCAUCGAAGAAGGCCCGCGCGGCAGAUGCCGCUGAAUAUGGAUGGCCAAGGGCGAUGAAAUGAGCAUACUUGGAGAAGCGGUCGACCACCGUGAGAAUGAUGGACUUGCCGCCCACCUUGGGAAGGCCCUCGAUGAAAUCCAUGGAGAUGUUCGCCCAAACCUGAGACGGGACCUCCAAGGGCUGAAGCAUACCAGCUGGUCGCAGGGUCUCUGUUUUGUUGCACUGGCACGUCACACAAGACCGUACCCAGUCGCGGACCAGUGCACGAUCACCUGGAAUGUAGAAGUCGGCGCGGAGGCGAUGUAGCGUCUUCUGCAUGCCCUCAUGGCCCGCCGAGUGGGCGAGACGCAGCACCUGCUGACGAAGAUCGUCGUGGUCCGGAACGAAGACGCAGCGCUCAUGGAGAAGCAGGCCGUCGGCUAGACGCCACGGCUCCUCUAGCUCGCCCGCCGCCAGCUGUUGCUGCAGGAGGAGGGCGUCGGCCGCGGCAGCGUUCGCCCGGCGAAUGUCGGCGUAGAGGGCGAAAGAGGGCCCGGUGAUGAUGCAGAAGGCAGCCCCUUCCGCCGCCCCAUCGUCCACAUCGGCGUCACGCCGAGAUAGGGCGUCGACGACGGUGUUGACGCGACCCGGCCAGUACUCGACGGUAAAAUCAAAGCCAAAUAGUUUACUGAUCCACUAGUUCUGGGGAACCGUCGAGAGCCUCUGAUCCAGCAUGAACUUGAGGCUGUAGUGGUCCGUGCGGAUCUGGAAGGAACGGCCCCAAAGAUAGGGCCGCCAAUGGCGUACUGCCUGCACCAACCCAAUGAGCUCACGCUCAUACGCCACCAAUUUAAGAUGGCGAGCAGCAAAGGGGCGGCUGAAGAAAGCGAGGGGUCCAUCGCCCUGGUGCAAGACCGCACCAAACCCCGCACCGGAAGCGUCGUAGUCGACGGUGAAGGGAAAGUCGAAGUCCGGCAUCUGCAGUACGGGUCCCGUCGUGAGGGCCCCCUUGAGGGCCUCGAACGCUGAAGUGGCCUCCGUAUCCCAAGAGAAGGAGUCGCGGCGGAGGAGACGCGUGAGCGGGGCAGCGAUAAGGCCAAACUCCCGGAUGAACUUCCGAUAGUACCCGGCAAGACCAAGGAAGCCGCGAAGAGCCCGCGGAGACUGCGGAAUGGGCCAGGCGGCGACGACCGCCACCUUGUCGGCGUCCAUGGCCACACCCUCGGCCGAGAUGACGUGGCCGAGGUAAGCAACCGAAGGUGUCCCGAACGAGCACUUCGAGCGCUUAAGAUGAAGAUGAUGCGCCCGAAGCUCGUUGAAGACGAUGGCCACAUGCUGGAGGUGCUCUGCCCAAGAGGCGCUGUAGAUAAGAAUGUCAUCAAAGAAAACGAGCACAAAUCGACGUAAGUAGGGCCGGAGGACAUCGUUCAUCAAGGCCUGACAUGUCGCCGGGGCGUUGGCGAGGCCAAAGGGCAUCACCAAGAACUCGAAGUGGCUGUGAUGGGUCCGGAACGCCGUCUUGGCGAUGUCGUCGGGAUGCAUGCGCACCUGAUGAUACCCCGACCGGAGGUCCAGUUUGGUGAAGAAGCGCGCACUAUGUAGCUCAUCCAGGAGUUCAUCGACCACCGGAAUAGGAAACUUAUCCUUAAGUGUGAGAGCAUUAAGGGCGCGGUAGUCGAUGCAGAAAUGCCAAGUGCCGUCCGACUUACGGACGAGGAGGACCGGCGCCGUAAAGGGUGAUGUAGAGAUACGGAUAAUGCCUGCGGCAAGCAUGAUGGCGCACUGCCGCUCCAAGUCGUCCUUCUGCAACUGAGGGUACCGGUAGGGUCGUACUGCCACCGGAGCCGAGCCCGGCAGGAGAUGAAUACGAUGGUCGUAGACCCGGGCCGGCGGAAGGCCCUGGGGUUCCGCAAAAAGAUCACCGUGCUGCUGCAGGAGGUGAUCCAGCAGCGGAUGCUCGGCCUCCGUGGUGGCCGCGGCUAGCUGGAGUGGGGGCGACGCCGGGGUGCCGCCAAUGCCCUCCCACCGGAUGCGGCGGCCGAGGUGCCAAAAGGUCAUCGUCAGGGCGUCGAAGUCCCAAAGUAUGGGGCCGAGAGUCCGCAAAAAGUCGACGCCGAGGAUGAAGUCGAAGCAGCCCAAGUCGAUGCCGGCACAUGUGAUGGUGAAGUGCUCGUCGCCGAUAGUAAUGGGAACGUCCCGAGCGAGCCCAUGGCAUCGGAGGCGGUCGCCAUUAGCGACGGUGACCCGCAGCUGCUCCCCUCCCGUCGG